Fundulus heteroclitus (mummichog) is the source of this 7568-nucleotide messenger RNA. RefSeq names its product zinc finger homeobox 2 (gene zfhx2). Gene Ontology annotation, cellular component: nucleus. Gene Ontology annotation, biological process: regulation of transcription by RNA polymerase II; regulation of neuron differentiation; brain development. Gene Ontology annotation, molecular function: DNA-binding transcription factor activity, RNA polymerase II-specific; RNA polymerase II cis-regulatory region sequence-specific DNA binding; zinc ion binding. Bases 133 to 4896 code for a protein of 1587 amino acids. The record is from RefSeq and is a predicted model, not a curated record. Lineage: Eukaryota; Metazoa; Chordata; Actinopteri; Cyprinodontiformes; Fundulidae. The transcript is spliced from 5 exons.
GAGGGCGAAUGAAGGGAGGGGGAGAACAGAGCAGAGAGAGAGCGAGCAAGCGAGAGAGGGAGGGCAGUCAAGAAAACUUUUCACUUGUGAGGAGCCACAGAGGAAGCGUGUGUGCGUGUUGGAGCGGCGACCAUGCAGGAGGAGUCUGUAGAGACGGUGCGCAGUGAAAGGAAUGGAGUUGCAAAGUGGCUGUGCCCCCUGUGCCAACAAGGGCAGCCUGACAGAUCUUCCCUGUCUCUACAUCUCACCGAGCAGCACAGCGUACUUCCAUCGUGUGUGGACAGACUGCUGGACAUUGUAAGUUUGGCCGUUUUAAAUCAGGCUGCCGGCGGAGGAGAGGACUGCAAAGGUGUUCAGCGGCCCACAGAUGCUGAGUUUUCACAGCUGAUGUCCACUGCGGAGAGCCAUUCAGACCCCUGCCAAUCAGCGGAGUGUUCAGACGCUAGCCAGACGCUAGGAGACAAAGAGAUGGAGGAGGAAAGAAUAAUGGAGCAGGAGGGAGGUGAAGCAGCAGCAGCAGCGGUUUUAAUAGAGGAGGGAAACCUGCUGCCAGAAGCCAAACUACAAAGUGCAACUGAAAACUCAGAAAUACCCGGCGCAGGCGAAAAGUCGGCGGCUAAAAACGGCACGCCGGCUGAAAGUAGCAGCAGGGCAUUCAAAUGCAAUGCCUGCAUGGAAAGCUUCUCCAACAGGACUGCCUUGAGUGUUCAUUAUACAUCUGCAUCCCACAUUCAGAGGAUGACGUCGGGCGCAGCGAAGCAAGGCGCAGAAAGCUGCGGCCAGACUCCCUCGGCCGCGGGCCUGUCUCGGCCGUAUAUAUCAAACAAGCCCUACCAGUGUGCCGUGUGUCGAGUCUCCUACAAUCACGCCAUCACCCUCGAGAGCCAUAUGAAGUCUGUUCUGCACCAGACCCGCAGCAGAAACGCUGGCAUGGCUUCCAACGGUGCGGUAAGCGCUGCGGGUUCGAGAGGAAGCAACGCCAGCGCUCCGAACCCCGGAGUCACAACCUCUGAAAGCAGAGCCGGUUCUCUGGGUACCGCCAGCAGCUGUGCUGCUCCUGGAUCAGUGAUGGGGAGCGGGGCAAAAGAUGGAGAGCAGAUCGCAGGUGCGCAGGUGGCUCCCUCCCUCCUCGCCUCCCCGGUGGCCUCAGCUCAGGCAGUCUCCGCCUUCCUCACCCUGCUCACGUCGACUCCCAGCACCCUGUCGCAUUCCAUCCUCCCGUCUCUGUUCGCGGCGGGCGCCGCUCCCGGCGCCGCCGCACCUCAGCUCAUGCCUCAGCCUCACAUGGUCAUGCCCCUCAUCCUGAAUGGGCUCCAAGCCCAAACCCAGCAGCAUCCAGAGAACCAGCAGGGCCAGCUCCUCACUCAGUGCGUGCCAUUCGUAGGCCUCAACCCAGCCCAGCAAGCCCUCCUAACCCAAAGACUAAACAGCUUACAGAACCAGUGGUCUUCGGCGGUGGUCCCAGCUCAAAUGCAGGCCUCUCAGGAAGAGCAGGAGCGGCAGAGCGGUGACCAAAAGGCCUCGGAUCAGAUCAAGAGCGCGGACGACGGCACUUCCGAUCACGCGACGGGAGAGGGACCUAAAGGAGAAAACGUUGAGGGAUCUGCACAGCGUGCCGACGCAGAAGGCCAAGAGAAGGUCGACAGCGACGAGAAGGUAAAAGAGCAUCAAGAUAGCACAACAGAUGGAGAGCGCUCCACAAAUCAGUCGAACACGAAAGGCGACACAGAAGCUUGCCUGAAUCACUCCCCGGCGGGCACAGGCAAGAGCCUCCGCCAUGACAACCUCUCGCCCUCUGCAUCCGUGGCCAGCAGCUCCAGCCUCAGUCCGGUAAACUUGAACCUUACGCUCAGCCCCGACCCCGCCCCCCGCGAGUCCCAGUCCAGCUCCACCCCCGGCGGCUCGUCAAAGCCCAGCCCAAAAAGUAACGCCUUAACCACCAGCCGAACACGUGUUCCCUGUACCGCCGUAGAAAGCAAUCAUUUAGACCUUCCUGUGCUGUCGGAGUUCCAGUCUGAGGUACUUUGGGCGUUCUUUGAGUCGCGCACCGAGGCGGACGCCGCCAGCCCUCCCCAUGAAGACUGUGAGGCACUGGGCAGGGAGGUCGGGCUGUCAGAGGAGGCGGUCCGCAGGUGGCUGAGCCACGCCCGGCACACAAAGCAGAGGCGGCGAGCAGAGCUGAAGCAUGCGGGUGGAUUCACGAGGCGCAGUCCGGGCUCUGACGACGACUACGACGACGAGGAAAACUCCCUGAUUAUCGCAGAAGACGACGGCGACGCUUCCAGUAGUCAGGUGAUGGAUUUGUCUGGCGCCAGAGAGAAGCGCAAGAGAAGGGAUGCAGGAAGGGAGGGCCACGGAGACGCCGCCCUGACGUCGGACUCUGAAAUCGAGGCGUACACUUCUGUGGUGGUCUCUGACGAGGAGAGCCAGAGUGAGUCGCUCAGAGAGGGUCCGGAGAGCCCUAGAGAUGAAGCGCAGCGGGAGACGCACGGCGACAAGGGCCCCGCCGGAGGGAAGGUGCUGCGCUCCACAACGGUGUUUCUCUCUGACGCCGAGGACGAGUACGAAGACGACGAGGGCGGAGGAGCUCAGAGGGCCAGGAAGAAGAAGCGCAAAGGGGACUUUGAGCGGGAUGAGGUGGAGCCGAAGAAGGAAAGACCCGACCCGGACGUGGAUCUAGAGUUGGAAGCUCAGGGAGAUCCUCCGGGUUCACAUCCUGCAGCGAUGGACCUCACUGAGAUUCCAGCCGGCGCUCUACACUCGCUUCCUCUGUCCAUCGCUCCUUUUUCCACUCAGUUCCUCAGCCCCUACGUUCUCUCUCUCGCUCCCUCGGUGGCAGGCGACGGAAGCAAAAUAUCGCUCUUUCCCAACGCCCCGACCAUCACCCGCUUCCCCGGCUCUCUGCUCUCGCAGACGCUCUCCUCCCACAACCCGGCCUCCCGCUACCUGUCCAACGGGGACGACUGUGAGGCGGCGCUGGACCUCAGCAUCGGCAAAACCAACUCCAAACACGCUCCCUCCCCCUCUUCUUCUCUCGCUGACAGAAUAUCUGUGCAGAAGGGGCAGCUGCUGGACGGACUCGGCCUCCGGCCCACCGCCAAGGGCCUGGUGGUCGUCCAGGUCAAACCGGAGCCCGGCACCGCCAACAGCCCCAUAAAUCUGGUGAACUGCAGCAACAUUUCAAAGUCUAACAUCUACAUGAGGCCGGAUGACAAGACAAAGGCCUCGCUGCUGAAGGUGGACAGGGACCGGGAGGAGUCGGAGCUGCAGGAGAGGAAGUCCAAAGGGAAGCGGUACCGGGACAUGCGGCGCUCCAGGACCAUCAUUCAGGCGGAGCAGCUGGACAUUCUGUACGGCUGCUACUUCAAAGACCCCAACCCCGGGAAGCACGAGUUCGAGCAGAUCUCCGAGUGGGUCCACCUUCCAAAGAAGGUCGUUCAGAUCUGGUUCCAGAACAUGAGGGCGAGGGAGAGGAAAGGCGAGGUGCGGUUCAUCAGCGACGGCACGUUGGCUGCCGUUGGGAAGCCUCUCAUCAAAUUCACGUGGCCUCUCUCCAAACCCAUAUUCUCCAACAAGACGGCGCCAAACAACACCGGGGGCAUCACGGCGGCCCCAAUCGUGCGAACUCUCAUAAAGACAGAAAAGGAGCCGGAGAAAGAGCUGGCGAAGCCCGUCGUGGUCAAGAAGGUGAUCCCGGUUCCCAUCAAGCCCAAGGAGGCGGUGUCCCCCGCCGCGGGCUCCCCUGUGAGCAGCGGCGUCGUCGCCGCGGUGCCAAAGACCAAGCCUGAAGCCAGCAGCAAUGUCAGCAUGGUGAAAGUCCCACCCAAAGUCCCCACCCCCGUGCUCCUGGCCCCGCCCAAGGACCCGGUUCCCAUCGCCCCGCGCCCCACCCAGAAACGGCUGGAAGAGGAGAGCGAGGAGGAGAAAACGGACGAGGAGAUGGUGGACGAAAGCGACGCGGGGAUCAGACCGGGGAUGGCUAAUCGCAUGGUGCCCAAGCUGGCCACCACGCCCAUCAACAACAGGCCCCCCGCCGCCGCCGCCGCAAUGGUGCCGCAGAAACAGAACGGCCUCAACUACUGGACCCCCAAAGUCCCCAUAAAGAUCAACACUCUGUCCAGAGAACAACUGGCGCUUCCCACACACACGCCCCCCCGCACCAUCCCGCCUCCCCCCACCCCGAGCAUCGCGCCGGUCAGCCCCAACACGUCCGGCUCGGCCAAGGCGGCCAGCCCGUCCACGCCGAUCGUGCCCAAGCCCAGCCCGACGGAAAGCAGCUUCCUGUCCCACUCGGCCAGCCGCAGGCCGCGCACCCACCUGUCCUGCCUGCAGCUGUCCAUCUUGCAGUCGUGUUACGAAACCUGCGCCCACCCCAACGCCAUGGAGUGCGAGGCCAUCGGCGCCGAGCUCAACCUGCCGCUCAAGGUGGUGCAGAUCUGGUUCCAGAACACGCGGGCCAAGGAGAAGCGCUGGAGGCUGCAGCAGGAGAAAAUGUACCCGCUGUCGGACGAGAAGGUGGACACCAGCUCAGGAAGCUAUCUUCAGUACAGCGCCCUGAAAGCCAACCGGCCCAUCCUCCCCAAGCCCGUUCAGCUGACCAUCACCGAACCCGCCGCCUCUCCGGUGCCGGGCCAGCCGGCGCCGAAGGAAACCCUGACGGGCCACUGCGACGCCUGCAGCGUGUCCUUCGAGUCGCGGGCCGCCGCCAGGGCCCACGUCUUCUCGCCGCGUCACCUGGCCACGUUGAGAACCACUAACUUCGGCCAGCCGCCGGGCCUGGUCAGCAAGAACAGCUCGCAGGUUUCCCUCCCCGCCGCCGUGACCAGCCCGGCAGCCGGCGCCGAAGGGGAGAUCGUCAUCGAGUUGGCGCCCUCGACAGCCACCAGCAAAAGUUAAAGAGACUCGGAUCGGGAACGGUCUGCACAUUGACAAUUGUCGGAGCCAUUUGGGGCUCCCAAGAUUUUAAUAGACACGUUUGAGCACUAAUCCUCUAAAAGGUAACCUUUCGCUACGGCGCCCCCCCCAACCCCAUCCUCUGCUCCACCGUCACUUGACCUGAGCUCAUUAACUGGAGCAGACUCUUCCCAUGCUGCUUGUCACUUUAUCAGCUGAUUCCUGAUGAGAGUGGUGACCCUCUAAAGUUCUCCUGGACCCCCAUCACCCCCUACAGCAACACCUUCCUGGCCGUGUGCUUAUUAUGUAUUGACUAACUUCCUAUAAUUUGUAAAAGACACUCAACUGGGAAUGCUCGAGCUCUUCUCUCCUAAAGACUGAAGCGAGUGUUUCUGCUUUUUCGGCAGCGGCAACAGUGAGCCCGGAAACACUUUUUUUUUUUUUUUUUUUGGGAUAAUAACGCAAAAUACUCACAUAAAUAACUGCCUGUUUUGUUUUUGGGGUUUUCUUUGGUGUUUUUUAUUUUCUGUUAACCUCCUCCUCCUCAUGCCGACUUGCAUCCCCUGUCGAGCAAAGCGUGCCGAUAUCACACGACCGGACUGAGCUGUCGGGGAAAGGAAGAAGAAGAAGAAAAAAGAGAGAUGCUAGCAGCAAUGCAAGAGUGGUUUUGUCUUUUCAUUUGGGAUAUAAAAGAGGUACUAUCGAAAGAGCAGGGCGGCAAAGUUGUCCACAAUUACAUGUUCAUAGGUUUUUGACAAUCUUAAUGAAAUGAAAGAGAGACUGAGCUAAAAGGGUUUUAAGAAAGCAGAAUCUGUGGCAUACCGCACUUUGACGUUUUACAUAGUUUGAGAUGUUUUUAAGCAUUCUGAUGCAGGUGUCUUUUUAUGAAAAGAUGCAUGUUGGAUGCCUUAAUAUAAAUCACAUGAAACAGAUUUUUGUUUUGUUUUGUUUUUGUUUUGUUUUUUUUGGCUAAUCAACUGUAACAUGCUGUGGGUGUGAGCAUAAUAUACAAAGUUUGACUCGGAGCAUAUCAACGAGGAGCUUAUUUUGUUUUUCUCCAUAACUUUUACGCCCCUCCAUGGGGAGCCGCCUCUUUGAAUGUCCUAACAGAUAUUCUACACCUUAACAAAUCCUUCCUGUAAAUCUGUCGACUUUACUUUUUUUUUUUUUUUAUCACGCAAGGUUCUCCUGGUUCUGUAAAUUGUGCGUCCUCCCCGACGUUUGCGCGUCUCUUCUUUGGGAAAUCUAAAUAUUUUACACCUCAUGUCGGUGCGUUAACGACGCGGCCGCCUGGAGAGGAAAUCCCAAGCGGGGGCGUUUUUGUAAAAAAUUAUUUCUGUUUGGCAGGACUCAGACUGAUUUCCUAAUUUUCUGUUUUAUUUUUUUUUGUUUUUUUUUUGUUUUUUGGUUUUUAAUACUGCAAUAGUUGCUUUUUUUUCUACUCCUUUUAUUCACUUGAGUGUUUGUACAACAACGGGAAGCAAUUACAACUGGCAUAACGUUUUUAUGUAGGUCAAAAGCCAAAUCCAGACAGAUUGAGAAAGCAGGCCCCGUGUUUUUUUUCCCCUCCCCUCCCUUUUUUUUUGUUGUUUUGUUCGGUUUCGAAGCAGUGAGUGAUCCUGGUCAUGUAUGUGCUGUGAAAUGGGAUGUUUAAACUCUUGACACCACAACAAGGGAGACGGUUGGGUAUUCUUAGUAUCAUCUAGUGGUUAAUGGGUACUCAGAUCUAGGAAGUAAAUUAGGAAACACACAAAAAAAAAACGUGUUCGCCGAGAGCUAAUGAGAUGGUGCUGUGUUGAAGGACACAAACUAAAGAGGUUUUCCUUCGGUUUAAGCUGUAUAUUAAUGUUACUAUUAAUAGUUUUAACAAAAUGCAAAACUAAAAACAAGAACUUUUUUUUUGUAAAGAAAUAUAUUAAAAGAAAUAACUGAUAUUCCAAAGUACUCCUCACUUUGCUUUCUGUCAUUAAGAAACCAAAAAGCAAUCUUUAGGUCGACAGAGAGCGGGAGAGGUCCUAAUGCAAACUAUAUAUAUAAAAGAUAAAAUGAUAAAAAAAAAAAAGACGUCCCAUGGCUUGACACUUGCACUAGUCCACCAUUUUUUGCACAAGCUACAGACCUCCGAGACGAACACAGCCGUCACCGCCAUGUUUAAAGUCACUAGGAGCGGCGGCGGCGAAGCAGAGAGGGGAACGAUGUCCUUUUAACCACGAGUAAUAAUUUGUACAUCUGUUGGAAACUGUAUCUUGUGUGUAAAGCAAGGACUAGUGUGCUCGAAGCUGGGAUGACACAACACGCACACACAGACACAGUGUUGCACUGUCCAAACUAGAUACCGUUUUUAUGGAGAUCUGCUUUAUAUUCCCUUAUGUUUCAUUGUCACUUUUGAUUAUCACUAUUGUUAUAACUGUACUACUACUUAUACAAUUUAUUAUUACUACUCAUCACUGUUUUUUGAUUCUUCUUGAUUCAUAAUGGGUUUUAAUGCCACCGCUCUGCGGAGAGAGUAUGGUAUUCCUAUGAAUAUUGAACAAUAAUAGUGGCAGUGUUGGUAUGAAUUGUUAGAUCUAUGAUUAAGCUUAAUUUUUCUCCUCACUUGUACCUGCCUUUGUGUUUGGUCUCCAUUAUGCUUUCUUUGUUAUACAGAAAAACAAAUAAAACCAGUUCAACAGCAA